AUGUUCGUGAACGCACCCGCCGUGGUCGGCUGGGCCUUGUUUGUUGUGGCUGGCUUCAGCUCGGCGGAGACCACUUUGGGCAUCUAUAUCUUCCAGCGUCAUGGUGAUCGAACUCCGAAAAUCCUUCCUCCGGCUGAGUUGACCGACCUUGGCUAUACCGAGAUGGUUGCGACGGGGGACUUUUUCCGAAAUUGCUACAUCUCAACGGAUGCCUCUCCCCAAAUCCCCGGUAUCAGUCCCAACACGGUCAAGCUCAGUCAAAUCAACGCCGUCUCCCCCAAAGACGAUGUGAUUCAGCACUCGGGAAUGGCUUUCCUACAAGGACUCUACCUAUUUAUUAGAGCUGGUGCCUCGACCGAGACGCUGCGCAAUGGGUCCUCUGUGCAGGCUCCACUGAACGGCUAUCAACUGAUUCCCAUUGUCACUACUGAUGCCGGACAGAACAGCGAGAACAGUCCGUGGCUGCAGAGUACCACUUCAUGUUCCCAGGCGCCCGAUCAAUUGUCCUACAAGAAUGCCUUUGUCAUCUGGGAUCUUCUGCGGGUUGCGUUGAUUCACAAUUCCACGUCAACCUUCCAGACCGACGGUAUCCUCACUGAUCGUGUGAUGCAAGAACUCCUUGACCUGGCCAAUUCCCACGAAUAUGGUCUCGCCUUUAAUGCUACCGAGCCUGUCCGCGGUAUUGCUGGCAUGCAGCUAGCGGGCCAGGUUGUCUCCGCCCUCGAGAGCAUCGUGGCCGGCAAGAAGAACGCGACCAGACUCAACGUUCAAUUCGGAUCAUACGCCACUUUUCUCUCCUACUAUGGUCUGGCCGAUCUGCCAGCUGCAGACCCGAACUUCUAUGGGAUGCCCGACUAUGCAUCCUCCAUGGUGUGGGAGCUGGUGACCAACUCCACCAACGCCACACCUUCUCCGUCCGAUAUCUCUGUGCGAUUCUCCUUCCACAACGGCACAAGUUACACGGGCACCUCGACCCUCCAGACUUAUCCCCUGUUUGGUGGUGAGGCGACAGAGCUCCCCUGGGAAGACUUUGUCUCGUUGACUCAGAAGUUUGCCGUGGGGAGCCAGCAGCAAUGGUGUGAGGUCUGUGGAGAUACUACUGGUGUCUGUUCGGCCGAUGCGAUUUCCUCUUCCAAUCAAGGCUCCCAUUCCUCCUCCUCCUCCUCCUCCUCCUCCUCCUCCUCCUCCUCCUCCUCCUCCCCAUCUUCGUCAUCUUCUGGCGGAAUGUCUCUUGCUGUUGCCAGAGUCAUCAGAGCAAUGCUGACACUGGGAGUUGUUCUAGGCCUCCAAUCAGUGAUCAUGUUGGUGUUUGGCAUCAUACCGACAAGAAAAGCCCAUUCCACUCCUACCGAUCAAGCAAACAUUCAGGAGGUCAAGGGCCUCUCGAGUCAGGUCGCAAGGUCAGAUGCUGUCUGA
This is a messenger RNA of Penicillium diatomitis, 1416 nucleotides long. RefSeq lists its product as uncharacterized. Bases 1 to 1416 code for a protein of 471 amino acids. The transcript is spliced from 2 exons. Gene Ontology annotation, molecular function: phosphatase activity. The record is from RefSeq and is a predicted model, not a curated record. Gene Ontology annotation, biological process: dephosphorylation. Lineage: Eukaryota; Fungi; Ascomycota; Eurotiomycetes; Eurotiales; Aspergillaceae.